CGGAGAGCUCGGUCAGUGUGCGGGACCGAGCGAGAGGGAGUGUAUGCCACUUCCCGGACGGUGUGCUUGUGUGAGUGUUGGCACCCGUGCAUGUGCGCCUUUGCAAUCAGGCACCCUGCCAGUGACUCUUCUGAUAACCACCGCUAAAAUAGACUGUCGUAAGUGCUAGGAGGUGCAUCUGACCCUCACAGCUACAGUGCCCGGGCCUGGCGACAACACCUGGCCCCGGCUGGCCCGUGUGCGACCUCACCUGACCUGACCUUGCCCGUAGACUCCUUUGCCAUGGCGAAUCAACAGUUCUGUUUGAGAUGGAACAAUUACCAAAGCAAUUUGACCCAGGUGUUUGAUCAGUUACUUCAGUCGGAAAGUUUUGUGGACGUGACUCUAUCAUGUGAAGGUAACAGUGUAAAGGCACACCGCAUGGUGCUGUCAGCGUGCUCCCCGUACUUCCAGGGCCUCCUGAGCGAUGCGCCCUGUAGCCACCCCGUCAUCAUCCUGCAGGGGGUCAAGUGGCCGGAGCUCAAGGCCGUGGUGGAGUUCAUGUACAAGGGCGAAAUCAACAUCUGUCAGGAGCAGCUGGGCUCCCUUCUGCGUGUGGCAGAGUCCCUUAAGAUCCGUGGCCUGGCGGAGGUGGACGGUGACGGAGGCGAGUCCGCAGUGCUCACUUCCCCAGCAGCGUCGCCUGCUGCCCGCCCCCUGCACACUAGUCUCGACGACAGCUCGAUCUCGCCCACCCUCACUGCCAUCGCCCGCAAGCGACGCCGCCUCUCUGGCGACGACAUCAGCCGACCAUGCACGCCCGCGACGCCCACCAGCGCCCCCGAGCUGAUGGACGCCGUGCUGGACCUUCCUCCCCCUUUGGGAAACCGAGGGGGCAGCGCUCCCCUACCGGGGUCACCGGUCGGACUCCCUUCCCUGGCUGCUCACCUGCCAGGACCUAUGCCGCCCCCAGCGCCCAUGCCGCACCACCUGCCGCAUCUGCCCCCCCUCUCGCCGCUCCUCAACAUGCACCACAUCCACCGCCACCACACCCCCGACGACUUCGAGAUACGACCCGGCAUCGCCGAGAUGAUCCGCGAGGAGGAGAGGGUAAGAAUCCUUGGUUGGUCGCCUCCCUUGCCCUUUAGACCGGACAACAUGAACCAGGUAGGUGUUAUUUCAGUUGUUCUAACCAGCCCGGAAGAACACUUAACAUCAUACAGAUCAUUUUGUAGGUCUCUCUAAGGGCCGGUAUUGCAUUCUUUUUUUCUUUUCUUUUUAAUUUUUUUGAUUACCUUUUCUUUGUUUCGGUUUGAUUUUGUUCCGUUUACUUUUUUUAAUCAAGUCUCCUUGAAAGGUUUGGAUGAAUGUUAAGUGUUCUUUUGAACACCUAAGAUAAUCCGAAAUCGGUAUAAGACUGAAUAAAAUUUUGAUAAAAUUUCAUGAAGCACUAAGGAAACGUUUAAUUUUUCAA
Molecule: messenger RNA, 1453 nt
Organism: Penaeus monodon (black tiger shrimp)
Lineage: Eukaryota; Metazoa; Arthropoda; Malacostraca; Decapoda; Penaeidae
Product: protein tramtrack, beta isoform-like
Exons: 2
Coding region: 283-1224 (313 amino acids)
Biological process (GO): regulation of transcription by RNA polymerase II
Cellular component (GO): nucleus
Molecular function (GO): protein binding
Source: RefSeq, a predicted model, not a curated record